Marmota flaviventris (yellow-bellied marmot) is the source of this 4722-nucleotide messenger RNA. RefSeq names its product macrophage stimulating 1 receptor (gene Mst1r). Gene Ontology annotation, cellular component: signaling receptor complex; plasma membrane. Gene Ontology annotation, biological process: cell surface receptor protein tyrosine kinase signaling pathway; positive regulation of kinase activity; phagocytosis. Gene Ontology annotation, molecular function: ATP binding; transmembrane receptor protein tyrosine kinase activity; protein binding. The record is from RefSeq and is a predicted model, not a curated record. NCBI's taxonomy places the organism in Eukaryota, Metazoa, Chordata, Mammalia, Rodentia, Sciuridae.
UUCCUUUCCUUGCCGUGUGUACACUGGCAUCAGGUGCUCCGAGUGGAAGGGGUUGGGCUUCACAGAAACCCAGGGUGGAGGUUGGCCGUCCAAGAGCUUUCUGACCGUUCCUCAACGCUGAUCUCAGCUCAGACCUCUGCUCCCAGCCAAGGCCUGAAACCAGGUAUCCCCAAGGGGCUCCAGCUCGCCUCGAUGGAGCUUCCUCAGCUACUGCCACUGUUCUCCCUGCUGCUGCUGCUAUUGCUGCUGACUGCGGUGUCGAUGUCCUACAGGGACUGGCAGUGCCCUCGCACACCCUACGCUGCUUCCCGCGACUUUGAUGUGAAGUAUGUAGUGCCCAGCUUCUUUGCUGGCAGCCAGGUACAGGCCUUGGCGACCUAUGAGGGCGGCGGGGAUGGGAGUGCGGUGUUUGUGGCCACACGCAAUCACCUGCAUGUGCUUGGGCCUAACCUGCAGUCUAUUGAGAGUCUGGCCACCGGCCCUACCGGGGAUCCUGGCUGUCAGACAUGUGCGGCCUGUGGCCCCGGCCCCCAUGGUCCACCAGAUGACACAGACACACUGGUGCUGGUACUGGAGCCGGUGUUGCCGGCACUGGUCAGCUGUGGCUCAAGCCUGCAGGGCCGCUGCUUUCUGCAUGAGCUGGAGAUCAGCGGGACAACCCUGCACCUGGCGGCGCCUAUCUGCCUUUUCUCAGCCCAUCACAACCGGCCUGAGGAUUGUCCAGACUGUGUGGCCAGCCCACUGGGCACCCAUGUGACAGUGGUUGAGCAGGGCCAGGCCUCCUACUUCUAUGUGGCAUCCUCACUGGAUGCAAAGGUGGCUACCAGCUUUAGCCCUGGCUCAGUGUCCAUCCGGCGCCUCAAGGCAGAUGCCUCAGGAUUCGAACCAGGCUUUUCCUCAUUGUCAGUGCUGCCAAAGUAUUUGGACUCCUACCAUAUAGAAUAUGUUCAUAGCUUCCAUGCAGGAGCCUUUGUUUACCUGCUGACUGUUCAGCCUUCCAGUGUGAUAGACUCUCCUGGUGCCCUGCAAACCCGCCUGGCACGGCUCAAUGCCUUGGAGGCAGAUUUGAGUGACUACCGAGAACUGGUCCUUGACUGUCAUUUUGCACCUAAACGCCGGCGCCGUGGAGUCCCAGACGGGGAGCAGUCCUACCCGAUCCUUCAGGCAGCCCACUCUGCUUCGGUGGGCACCCAACUCGCUGCUGAGCUGAGUAUCACCGAGGGCAAUGAAGUGCUAUUUGGGGUCUUCACCACUGGCAGGAAUGGCAGUCCUGGCAUGGGUCCCAACUCUGUUGUCUGUGCCUUUCCCAUCAACCUGCUGGACACCCUAAUUGAUGAGGGUGUGGAACACUGUUGUGAGUCCCCAGUUCAUUUUGGCCUCCCACGGGGCCUUGACUUCUUCCAGUCGCCCAGUUUUUGCCCUAACCCGCCUGUCCUGGAAGCUUCUAGCCCCAACAUCAGCUGCCACCACUUCCCUCUGCUGGUCAGCCGCAGGUUCCCACGUGUGGAUCUAUUCAAUGGGCUGUUAGGAUCAGUGCAGGUUACUGCACUUUAUGUGACACGCCUUGACAAUGUCACAGUGGCCCACAUGGGCACAUCUGAUGGGCGUAUCCUACAGGUGGAGCUAGUCCGAUCACUCAACUACUUGCUGUAUGUAUCCAACUUCUCAUUGAGUAACAAUGGACAGUCCAUCCAUCGAGAUGUCAAACGUCUUGGAGACCACCUACUUUUUGCCUCUGGGGACCAGGUCUUCCAGGUACCUAUCCGGGGGCCUGGCUGCCACCAUUUCCUCACUUGUAGGCGUUGCCUACAAGCACAGCAUUUCAUGGGCUGUGGCUGGUGUGGGAACAUGUGCGGCAGGCAGAAGGAGUGUCCUGGCUCCUGGCAACAAGAUCACUGUCCACCUGUGCUUACCAAGUUUUACCCUGACAGUGGACCCCUAAGGGGCAGCACAAAGCUGACCCUGUGUGGCUCUAACUUCUACCUGCAUCCUACUGGUCUUAUACCUGAGGGAACACAUCAGGUCACUGUGGGCCAAAGUCCCUGCCACCUGCUGCCUAAGGACACCUCAAACCUCAGUCCAGUGCCCCGGAAGGACUUUGUAGAGGAACUUGAGUGUGAGCUGGACCCCUUGGGCACACAGGCAGCAGGAACUACCAACAUCAGCCUUAUCGUGACUAAUAUGCCACCGGGAAAGCACUUCCGGGUAGAAGGCAUCUCCAUGCUGGAAGGCUUCUCUUUUGUGGAGCCAGUGCUGAAAAGAGUACAACCCCUGUUUGGCCCACGGGCAGGGGGUACCUGUCUCACUCUUGAAGGCCAGGGCCUGUCUGUAGGCACCAGCCGGGCUGUGUUGGUCAAUGGAACCCAGUGCCAUCUGAAACGGGUCAGCCGGGGGCAGAUUUUAUGUGCCACACCCCCUGGGGCUGCCACGGCCAGAGUACCCCUUCGCCUGCAGGUGGGAGGUGCUGAGGUGCCUGGCUCCUGGACCUUCCACUACCAGGAAGACCCCAUUGUGCUGAACAUCAGCCCUAACUGUGGAUACCCAGGCUCCCAUGUCACUAUCCAUGGCCAGUAUCUGACUUCAGCAUGGUACUUAGUGCUAUCAUUCCAUGAUGGGCAAGGGACAGUGGAGAACAGGUGUGAGGGGCAAUUUCCAGAGCAGCAUCAAUGCCGCCUGCCUGAAUAUGUGGUCCGAGGCCACCAGGGGUGGGUAACAGGAAAUCUGAGUGCCUGGGGGGAUGGAGCUGCUGGCUUCACACUGCCAGGCUUUCGCUUCCUACCCCCACCCAGUCUACCCAGUGCUGAACUAGCCCCACUGAAGCCUGAAGAGCAUACUAUUAAGUUUGAGUAUAUUGGGUUGGGUGCUGUGGCUGACUGCGUGGGUGUGAACGUGACCGUGGGUGGUGAGAGCUGCCAGCAUGAGUUCCGGGGAGACGUGGUGGUCUGUCCCCUGCCCACCUACCUACAACUUGGCAAGGAUGGAGCCCCACUGCAGGUUUGCGUGGAUGGUGAGUGUCAAAUCCUUGGCAGAGUGGUGCAGCCAGGCCCAAAAGGGGUCCCACAGAACACACUCCUUAUUGUCUUGCUCGCCUUGCUGUUGCUCAUGGCUUCAAUGGCCACUGCGCUAGUUUUCAACUACUGGUGGCGGAGGAAACAAUUGGUUCUUUCUCCCAACCUCGAUGACCUGGCAUCCCUGGACCGGACUAAUGGACCCACGCUCCUGCCUAUGCUCCACUUAGGCUCUGACUAUAGACAUGGCCUUGAACUCUCUGCUAUUGAUAGUCCUGAUUCUACCACUCGGGUCCAUGCAGAAUCCUUUUUGGACAACAGGGAUGGGUCCUGUGUCCCGCUGCUGCGGACAGAGUCCAUUAAGCUCAGGGACCUGGACUCUGCACUCCUGGCUGAGGUCAAGGAUGUACUGAUCCCCCAUGAGCGUGUAAUCACCCACAGUGAUCGAGUCAUUGGCAAAGGCCAUUUUGGAGUCGUCUACCAUGGAGAGUACACAGAUGAGGCUCAGAAUUGUAUCCACUGUGCCAUCAAGUCGCUGAAUCGCAUCACAGAGGUUCAGGAAGUAGAAGCCUUCUUGCGAGAGGGACUGCUCAUGCGCAGCCUGCACCAUCCAAAUGUUCUGGCUCUCAUUGGUAUCAUGCUGCCACCUGAGGGGCUGCCCCGUGUGCUGUUGCCCUAUAUGCGCCAUGGAGACCUGCUUCAGUUCAUCCGGUCACCUCAGCGGAACCCCACUGUGAAGGACCUCAUCAGCUUUGGCCUGCAGGUAGCCCGAGGCAUGGAGUACCUAUCAGAGCAGAAGUUUGUACACAGGGACCUGGCUGCUCGGAACUGCAUGCUGGAUGAAUCAUUCACAGUAAAGGUGGCUGACUUUGGUCUGGCCCGUGAUGUCCUGGACAAGGAGUACUACAGUGUUCAGCAGCAACGCCAUGCUCGCUUACCUGUCAAGUGGAUGGCAUUGGAAAGCCUUCAGACCUAUCGAUUUACCACCAAGUCUGAUGUGUGGUCAUUUGGUGUGCUGUUGUGGGAACUGCUGACACGGGGUGCCCCACCAUACCCCCACAUUGACCCUUUUGACCUCAUUCAUUUCCUGGCCCAGGGUCGGCGUCUGCCCCAGCCUGAGUAUUGUCCCAAUUCUCUGUAUCAAGUAAUGCAACAAUGCUGGGAGGUGGACCCGGCAGCACGACCUACCUUUGGAGCACUAGUGGUGGAAGUAGAACAGGUAGUGGCCUCACUGCUUGGGGACCACUAUGUGCAGCUGUCUGCAGCCUAUGUGAAUCUGGGUCCCUGUGCAUUGGAUGAGGUGAAUGUGCUUCCAGAACAGCUACAAUCCCCACCUGUGCACAGGAGCAUGUUGAGGCCCCGGCCCCUCUCAGAGCCACCUUUGCCCACUUGAUCUAAUCCCUGAGAAGUUCCACAGGGGCUGGACCUGCUUAGCAGCUUUGAGCCUAAUCCCAAGCUGCCUCUGGGCCAUUCCAGGCCAGAGAGCAUUGAACCUCCACCUUGUCUCUACCCUUUAACCUUCUAAGGCCAUGGGAGGGGAAUAAUACACAUUAGGUCCCUCCCUCAACAGAGUGAGCCAGUGAGGAAGAUCCUUCUAUAGCAUGUAUUUAUGGAGUGCCUGUUGUAUAUCCUGACUGCUGGCACAUAGACUCAGCAGUGUCCACAGAGACACUAGUCCUUGAAGUAAAAAAAUAAAUGCAUAUUCAAAUACAAA